UGCCCCCCUUAUUUUGGGUGCCUCGCAUCGGUGCUUGAGGCAGCCCAUGGCCUGGGGCAGAGAGGACAUGGGGACACUCACCUCAAGGCAGCUUGUGACAAGCAGACGAAGAUCAGUCGUACCAGCUGUUGCUUUUGUUGCGUUGUGUGCCUUUGCCUCACGGCCAACUUCCUGGGUGUCGAGGCCUUGGAAGCCCCAAGGGAAGAGCUUAAAGAGGCCGAGAGUUGUUUGCUUGGCCGUGCAGCCUUUGACCGCUGAAAUGUCAGAGGCCUUCAAGCGCUGCGUGGAAGAGUACUCUCCAAAUGACCCAAAUGAAGAUUUUCAGGAAGGGCCGCCUCCAACUGGCUUUAGAAAUCUCACGGAGUGCAUCAGGCCGUACCAUCCAAACCCACAGUGGCAGAUCUUUCCUGGAGAAGUGGGAAGCUUCGAGCGGGAUCAGAAGAUUUGCUCCAUGUACACCUUGGCCACCGGUUUGUUUAGAGAUAUCAACAAAUGCAUUAGGGAUGACAAUGAAGAUGGAUUGAGGCGUUUAGCUCCUAUGAUUUGGGAGAUCCGUGAGGUCUUGCGAUUUGAGCCGACAAAGGUUUGCAAACCAGAAGGGCGCAAGUGCAAGCCCUUUAUGGGAAAGUGCUUGCGUGGCCUUGAGAUACCAGAAAAAGAGGUGGAACAGUGGGCGGCACUUUACAAGGCUGGAAGUGAAUUCGUUUGGCCAGCCUUCACCUCAUGUCAGUUGGAAGAUGGAGGCUUAUGGCCCUUUGAUGGUAACCUGAACUUUGAAAUUGAGUGCAACAUUGAUCCGAGCAAGCUGGCUGUUCCAGAAGUGUUUGCACCUGUUAGCAUAAAACGAUUCAUUGGUGGGUCCAAUGAGGUGCUUUUUCCUCCGCAGACCAAAUUCAGGGUCAAAGAGGAGAAAGACGUUCAGCGAGUCACAGAAAAUGAUGAGACCAGGGACGUGCAUACACGUGUUCUGGAAGUCAUUGAGCUACCUGUCCCACAGGCACCUGGCGAAAGGCGGCGAUAGCUGCGCUGAAAGCAGCGCUGCUUUAGCCGCUGGAAGCUGCGCUGAAAGCCGCUUCGGGGAGUGCAGUGCUUUGAUCCGGUGCUAGAGCACUUCCUGCACGACAAAGAUCGACGAAUGUGACGAAUGCUCAGAUUCAGAAUGAUUUAGAUGUAGAAAGGACUUCAACGUCAGCUUAAGAAAGACAUGUGCGUGCAAAA
Messenger RNA from Cladocopium goreaui, 1218 nucleotides. The record is from the annotation of a GenBank genome assembly. Lineage: Eukaryota; Dinophyceae; Suessiales; Symbiodiniaceae.